Messenger RNA from Phacochoerus africanus (Common warthog), 3485 nucleotides. RefSeq names its product regulatory factor X2 (gene RFX2). Gene Ontology annotation, molecular function: DNA-binding transcription factor activity, RNA polymerase II-specific; RNA polymerase II cis-regulatory region sequence-specific DNA binding. The transcript is spliced from 18 exons. Lineage: Eukaryota; Metazoa; Chordata; Mammalia; Artiodactyla; Suidae. Gene Ontology annotation, cellular component: nucleus. The coding region runs from base 184 to 2370 and encodes 728 amino acids. The record is from RefSeq and is a predicted model, not a curated record. Gene Ontology annotation, biological process: regulation of transcription by RNA polymerase II.
GCGGGCAAGCGGGCGGGCGCCGGGAGCGGGAGGAGGAGCGGCCGCCGCCGCCACCGCCGCCGCCGCCAUAGAGACUGUAGCCGUGGAGACUGUUACUUACCAACGGGGACCAACACGCAGCAGCAGCCGCCGCCGCCGCGGGAGCCGUUGCCCGAACUCCCGGCCCGAACUCCAGAACUGAGCAUGCAGAAUUCAGAGGGCGGAUCGGAAUCGCCGGCUUCCGUGGCUCUGUGUCCGUCGGCGGCAGCCCAGGCGCCCGUGGCCCAGCCUGUGCCAGCCUCCCCGCAGAGGGUGUUGGUCCAGGCAGCGGGCUCGGCUCCCAAAGGGGCCCAGAUGCAGCCAAUCUCCCUCCCCAGAGUCCAGCAGGUGCCACAGCAGAUCCAGCCCGUGCAGCACGUGUACCCUCCCCAGGUGCAGUACGUGGAAGGGGGGGACGCCAUCUACACCAACGGAGCCUUGCGGACGGCCUACACCUACAACCCCGAACCCCAGAUGUACGCCCCCAGCAGCGCCGCGUCAUACUUUGAGGCCCCUGGCGGCGCCCAGGUGACCGUGGCAGGCUCCUCCCCGCCGGCCAUCCCCGCCCACAGCAUGGUCGGCAUCACCAUGGAAGUCGGGGGGAGCCCCAUUGUCUCCAGCGCGGGAGCCUACCUCAUCCACGGAGGCAUGGACAGCACCAGGCACUCCCUGGCCCACACGUCCCGCUCAUCACCGGCCACGCUUGAAAUGGCGAUUGAAAACCUCCAAAAAAGCGAAGGGAUCACAUCACACAAAAGCGGUUUACUCAACAGCCAUCUCCAGUGGCUCUUGGAUAAUUACGAAACUGCGGAAGGCGUGAGUCUCCCCAGAAGUUCUCUCUACAACCACUACCUUCGGCACUGCCAGGAGCACAAGCUGGACCCUGUGAAUGCCGCCUCCUUUGGGAAGCUGAUCCGCUCCGUGUUUAUGGGCCUGAGGACGCGGCGGCUGGGCACCAGGGGCAACUCCAAGUAUCAUUACUAUGGGAUCCGGCUGAAGCCAGACUCGCCCCUGAACCGGCUGCAGGAAGACACACAGUACAUGGCCAUGCGGCAGCAGCCGGUGCAUCAGAAACCCAGGUACCGGCCAGCCCAGAAGACGGACAGCCUGGGGGACAGUGGCUCACAUGGCAGCCUGCACAGCACACCUGAGCAAGCCAUGGCCGCCCAGAGCCAGCACCACCAGCAGUACAUUGAUGUGUCCCAUGUCUUCCCUGAGUUCCCGGCGCCCGACCUGGGCAGUGUCCUGCUGCAGGAGAGCAUCACACUGCACGACGUCAAGGCCCUGCAGCUGGCCUACCGGCGGCACUGCGAGGCAACUUUAGACGUGGUGAUGAACCUCCAGUUUCACUACAUUGAGAAGCUGUGGCUUUCCUUCUGGAAUUCUAAAGCCUCCUCAGGCGACGGCCCUGCCUCUUUACCGGCCAGUGACGAGGAGCCGGAAGGUGCCAUCCUCCCAAAGGACAAGCUGGUGUCCCUGUGCAAAUGUGACCCCGUCCUCAGGUGGAUGAGGACCUGCGACCACAUCUUGUACCAGGCACUGGUGGAAAUCCUCAUCCCGGACGUGCUGCGGCCGGUGCCCAGUACCCUGACACAGGCCAUCCGGAAUUUUGCCAAGAGCUUGGAAGGCUGGUUGACAAAUGCCAUGAGCGACUUUCCACAGCAGGUUAUCCAGACCAAGGUCGGCGUGGUCAGUGCCUUUGCCCAGACUCUGCGGAGGUACACGUCCCUCAACCACCUGGCGCAGGCGGCUCGGGCGGUGCUCCAGAACACCUCCCAGAUCAACCAGAUGCUCAGCGACCUCAACCGCGUGGACUUUGCCAACGUGCAGGAGCAGGCCUCGUGGGUGUGCCAGUGCGAGGAGGGCGUGGUGCAGCGGCUGGAGCAGGACUUCAAGCUGACCCUGCAGCAGCAGAGCUCACUGGACCAGUGGGCCAGCUGGCUGGACAACGUGGUCACCCAGGUCCUGAAGCAGCAUGCCGGCAGCCCCAGCUUCCCCAAGGCUGCCCGGCAGUUCCUGCUGAAGUGGUCUUUUUACAGCUCCAUGGUGAUCCGUGACCUCACGCUGCGCAGCGCUGCCAGCUUUGGCUCCUUCCACCUCAUCCGCCUGCUGUAUGACGAGUACAUGUUCUACCUGGUCGAGCACCGUGUUGCAGAGGCCACUGGAGAAACGCCGAUCGCAGUGAUGGGAGAGUUCAACGAUCUGGCCUCCCUGUCGCUGACACUGCUCGACAAAGAUGACAUCAGCGAGGACCGUGGAGGCAGUGAGGCCCACUCGGAGGCCCGAGGCCGGGGUGAGCCGCUGGUGAAGCGGGAGCGCAGUGACCCCAACCACCCCCUGCAGGGCGUCUAGUUCGGGGGCACCUCUUGGCUGCGGCCCCGCCCGAGCUCCACCGCAACAGUGCCUCUUAGACCAAGUGACCUUUACUCGGACUCCCGGGGCUCCCAGCCAGGGUGCCCUUAAAGGACAUGUGCUUCCUCAAGAAGAAAAAAGUUGUGACCACCGCGGGAGCUAUCAGCACCCGGGUGUCACCUUCUUCUGAAAGUCCUUUCCCCGCUCUGCACACCUCCUGCCUGAGAGCUGGAAGGGGCCGUGCUGGGCCAGUCGGUACCUCCACACUGGGCAUCUCCACCCAGCGGGCUGCAAUUUGCACCACGCGGGUGCCCUGCCACCGUCGGGCAGUGCUGAGCUGGCCAGCGUCCCCAAGACCCCCUUGUGCCCCGCAGUGGGGAGGGACCUGCCCUGCUGACCCCUAGGAGCCCGGUCUCCAGGCGCAAAAGGGCUCCAGAAGCAGCCGCCCUGUCGUCUCGUCCCUGGAUGGCAUGCGUGGCGCAUGGUCCCAUGUGACUCAAAGAACAAGUCACAGAAACAGGCCCACUUGUGCCAAGACAUGGUGGGGCCUUUAAAAAUCAAGCCCAAAAGCUUUAUCAGCAACUGGAAGGACUGGGACAGUCCAAGUUCACAGCCAGCCUCAAGCUAAACCCUUAGGUCUGCCAUGAGUUUGUUCUAAGGGGGCCAGCGGAUCAGUGUCUCCGCAGUGCCUUCAAUCCCACCAAGCCUGUGCCCCAAGAGCGGUACCGGAGCCCCCCUCCACAGAACCUUCCAGAACACCUGCCUUUGAAGGAGCAAGCCUGGCCCGCUGCGACCCUGGCCAGUCUCAUCUUGAACUGCUCAGAGUUGACACUCUUCUCUGGGGACAAAUGAAGCCCGAGGACCCACCCAGCCCUGACUUGUAAACACCCCGGCUCCGUGCCCCUCGUUCCACAUUGCCCCGUUGAGCCCCGUGCCAGAGCUCUGCCCCCACAAAGACUCAAAGCAGACAGACCUCUGGUCUAGGAAGCAGCAGCUUCUGAAAUGCAAUAGUUUUCUCUUUUUGGAAAAAUGUUCAUACCAAUAGUUUUGUGCUCUAAUUGUUACUAGAACGUUCUUUAUGGAUGUGUAUAUGAAUGCAGUCUCUCUGGUCCCAG